AUGUUGGGAAUAUGUCGAGGUCUCAUCCCUCCACGCCCAAAUUCGGCUCAAGUUUUGAAUAUGAAAGCCAGAGACUAUUCUCCACCAAGUAAUCCUCCUAUUGCGCAGCUAGAAUCUGCGCUCGCAUCAGAUAUUAUUGAACCGGAUGUGCCACCUGAGCCUGCAUCCGCUUCAAGCACUCCUCCGGAUCCCUCGCAAAUAGAUUAUGCCCCUGUUACGGAUGCGGAUAACCUACUGCCAUCAAGGCAUGUCUUUUUUUUCUUCACUAUGUGCAAGGAAGCUAGCAGAGAACCACCGAAAGUUCCAACUGUUGACGAGAUCGACACGCUCCCGGAUUUACUGUUAUUCAUCCAACUCAAUAAUAAUCCUCGUGCGAAAUUCUUCUUUUAUUCUUUGUUGUCAGAAAUAAUUGUUGCACAGUUUCAGGAGAAGCCAUGCGAGGAGACGGAAGAGGAUGGUAAACGAGAGGAAACGAAGAAACGUGAAAGUAAGAAGGAUGAAGAUAGCAAAGGAGAAACUAUGGAUGUGGAUGCAAUAGACUUCGAGUCGUUGAACAAACUUUCCAGCUUUGUUGGCGAGAGUGCUCGUGAUUUGCUGAAGCAAGCUGGAAAAGAAGCUACGUCUUCAACCUCUCCAUCUACACCACCCCCUCCGCCACCUCCGGCAUCGCAUGGUUUAGAAAUGAUCCAACAGGGAUUGACUCCAGCCGGCAACGUAGCAAAAAGCAAUCAAAAACCCGCUUCUGAAAUUCUUCCUGGACCGCCUCCAGUGCCACCGGUCUACGGGAACGAUCCAUCAGAGGGAGAAUCACGUCUAGAGCAUGAUGGUGUUAAAGCUCAAGAGCCAUCUAAUGUCACUCAAUUUGAGCCUGUUAAUGCUCUUCCUGCGCCACCUCCUCCUCCGGUUUCAGCAGGUCAGGUGAACAUAACAGCGCCUCCACCGCCUCCUCCUCCGCCGCCCCCACCAAAAGAUACCGCAUCGAAUAUGACCGGCGUUGCAGGACCUUCAAUACAGGCGCUCUCUGCAAUACCGCCUCCACCACCGCCAGGACACGGGGUAAUGCAAAACAGUGCGCAAACUCAGAUUCCACAUCCAGCAAUGCUUCCUGGUAUGUUCUGUCCCCCUCCGGGAAUGUUACCGCCAAGUCUUCCCCCGCCGCCAUUCAUGAAUGGGCUACCACCGCCUCUGCCGGGAAUGUCCAUCCCGCCUCCAGUGAUGCCAGUUGUGCCACGACCCAUGCCUCCUCCACCAGGCAUGCCUAUGCCACCACCAAUGGUACAUCUUCAAGCACCACCCAGACACAUGCAUCAGGGGCCUUCGCAACAGCCUGAACAAAAGUCUUUUUUCCCUUGCACACCUACAGGUCGAGCGGGGCCUAGUCAAGCCCCUCCUGGCAUUCCAGCUCCGCAGAUGGGACAGGAUGACGGUCAGCAGAAUCAGCGAUCGGGCGGAAAUCUGCCGCUCAAUCAGGAACCUUCGGCUUUCCCUAAAAUCGCUGCUUCGUUUCCACCACCUCCUUUCAUGGGAGCCUUCCCACCGUUUCCUAGUCAGUUGGGGCACAUGGACAACUCAUCGAAAAGCCCUCGAACGCCUAGUCCUGACAUUUCAAAGAAACAGAAGGAUGCGGAGAUUGAGAGGUUGAAAAGAGAUAUCGAAGAGCAGAAACGUCGAGCUGGACUCCAAGCAAGCCAGGUGUCUGAAAACCAUGGCGCGCAGUGUGAGGUUGUCCCACCGCGACCCAACCAAAAUGCAGGGACUUCCACUAGUGUUGAGGAAUCAUAUUCUUCAAAAAGCAAACCCGAAAAAGAACCUACCGACAAGGCCGAUAAUGAUGCCAUGGAUAUCGAUGCUGGAGAAUCAGAAGAUGAACACGCUGAAGUUUUCGGAAAUCAAAAUGCUGGUGGUGCAGAUGGAGGAGAUUCUCGAAAAGAAUGGACGUCGAGUGCCAUGGAUACAGGAGCAGGAGCUCCAGGAAUGCGAGAUGAACCUUUCAAUAUUCCAGUAGGCAAGUCCUUUUAUAUGAACAUUUUAUUUUCUAAUACUUGA
Molecule: messenger RNA, 2046 nt
Organism: Haemonchus placei
Lineage: Eukaryota; Metazoa; Nematoda; Chromadorea; Rhabditida; Trichostrongylidae
Source: the annotation of a GenBank genome assembly